AAAACAUUAACAUCUCAAUUUGCAAUAAUAACCAACAACGGUUUGCUAAAGGUGGGGGACCCUAUAUAAUAUAACCAGUCCUCAGCAGCACUUUGAAGCCAUCGCUAUCAUGAAAUUCUCUAUUGUGUUUUGUAUUUUUCUAGUGGGGCUGGUUGCCGUCACAUAUGGAUCUCCGGCAAAAGGUUCCACCAAAGCUUCUUUGAAGAAGAAGCCUUGCAUGAAGGAUUGUGGUGAUAACUACAAACCUGUGUGUGCGGGAGAUGGAAAAGACAAACCGAGAAGUUAUGGAAGCGAAUGUGUAUUGUCCAACUUUAACUGCGAAAGUGGAAAUGAUUAUAAAAUUAUUAGUCAGGGAGAAUGUCCCGGAGGCGGCGGUGUCCGUUUGCAGUAAAUUUCAUGCACACUAUUAAAUCACAAUAUUUUAUUGCAUAUGUAUCUGUAUCCCAUGCUAUCUGUAUUAUUAAAUGCUAUUAAAUAUUUAUACGUACUUUA
Messenger RNA from Aethina tumida (small hive beetle), 492 nucleotides. RefSeq names its product turripeptide Pal9.2. Lineage: Eukaryota; Metazoa; Arthropoda; Insecta; Coleoptera; Nitidulidae. Gene Ontology annotation, molecular function: protein binding. The record is from RefSeq and is a predicted model, not a curated record. The transcript is spliced from 3 exons. The coding region runs from base 110 to 391 and encodes 93 amino acids.